AUGAUGCCCACCCUGAAGCCGAAGCAUCGCCCCUUCUGCUUCAGCGUAAAAGGCCACGUGAAGAUCCUAAGGCUGGCGCUAAGUGUGACAUCCAUGACCUUUUUUAUCAUUGGACAAGCCCCUGAACCAUACAUUGUCAUCACUGGAUUUGAAGUUACUAUUAUUUUCUUUUUCAUAAUUUUAUAUAUACUGAGACUUGAUCGAUUAAUAGCCUGUUUAUUUUGGCCUUUGCUUGAUAUCCUCAACGCAGUAAUAGCAGCAAUAUUCAUGGUAAUUAUAUCUGUGUUGGCACUGUUACCAGAAACCACAAGAGUUAUAGCCCUUGGAGGGGUGUUUGGAAUCCUGGCGGGAGUGUGCUGUAUUGCUGACGGGGUCCUUAUUUACCGGAAGCUUCUAUUUAAUCCAAGUGGUCCUUAUCAGAAACAGGCUAUUCAUGACAAAAUAUAAGUUUUGUAAUUUUAUAUUACUCUUUAGUUGAUGCUAAGUAUUAAGUAUAUUAAAUGUAUUUAUUAUUUAAAAAAAAAAAAAAA
Lutra lutra (Eurasian river otter) is the source of this 530-nucleotide messenger RNA. RefSeq names its product chemokine-like factor. Bases 1 to 447 code for a protein of 148 amino acids. Lineage: Eukaryota; Metazoa; Chordata; Mammalia; Carnivora; Mustelidae. The record is from RefSeq and is a predicted model, not a curated record. Gene Ontology annotation, cellular component: membrane. The transcript has a single exon.